AUGGGUUGCGCCAACCCCGAGACUGGGAGCCCUAAGGCUACCGGCUCUGAAACCGUCCGGUCUGAGUCUAUGGACACCCAGCAUCUUAACCCGGAGGCUGCCAAAUUUGAGCCUUCCAAGUCUGAUGCCGUCGGAUCUGGUGCCGUCGAAUUUGAAGCUACCAACAUUGAAGCUGCCACUACCAACGUCGCCAAUACUGAAGCUAUCAAUCUUGAGUCUGUCGAUCCCGAGGCCACCAUUCCUGAGACUGCUACCCCGGAGGCUAUCAUCCCGGAGGCUACCACAAUCGAGCCUACCACUCUUGAGUCUAUCAUUGGAACUGCCACCUCUGACACCAGCACUGAAAGCACCGCCUCUGAGACCUCCAGUUCUAACCAUACCACUCCUGAGCCUGCCGAACUUGAGAUUGCCUUCGACCCCGAGAACCCGCACCUUCCUCCUGUCCUCGUGUUCUGCGAUGAACAUGGAGAAGUCUCGUGCCCGGAGUGCACCCACAACGACAGCUGGGUAGUGCAGUUCAUGAGAACCGAGGGCGGUGAUGUAACAACUCGACUCACCAACCCCCAUCUCACGAUGGAGCCUCCCAGAAUCGGCACCGGAAUCGUGAUCCCCCAGGUUUUCAAACCUCCCAAUCCCAACGUUCCCCCCAAGACCCUGUUUCCACCCGGACUCGGAAAAAACACCUUCCCUUACGUCCACCGUUUCAUUCGUGAAACCAACGAGUAUGAAUUCCUGGUCUACACGGAUGGAGCAUGCCAGGAUAGUGACACUGAACACCCACGGGGCGGUAUUGCGUUCGUUUACCGAGAAACCGAACCCGAUGUCACCGGAUCUGCAGGCUUUCCUCUUGAGAAGGAGGGCCCAACCGGACAAAGACAUUUCCAAACUUCCAACCGUGCCCAGCUGCGUGCUGUGCUUGCUGCUUUGCGCUUCCGACGCUGGAAUGCAGAGGGGUUCAAGCGUAUGAUCAUUGCUACGGACUCGGAGUAUGUGGUUAAGGGGAUGACGGAGUGGACUCGCGGGUGGGUUCGCAAGGGCUGGAAAACGAGCAAUCGACAGCCGGUUAUGAAUCGGGAUCUCUGGGAGUGUAUUCUUGGAGAGAUUGAGCGGUUGGACGGGUUUGGACUGACUGUUCAGUUCUGGUGGAUUGCAAAGGAGGACAAUAAAGAGGCGGACCGUGUGGCUAAGGCUGCUUCACUUGAAAGCGAUAGGUCCGUUGAAUUCCGGGACCUGGCUGGGGUUUCUUGCUAA
Penicillium salamii is the source of this 1251-nucleotide messenger RNA. NCBI's taxonomy places the organism in Eukaryota, Fungi, Ascomycota, Eurotiomycetes, Eurotiales, Aspergillaceae. The record is from the annotation of a GenBank genome assembly.